AUGUAUAUAAAUAAUCAUUUAACUACAAUGGAAUCAUUACCAAAUGAAAUUCUUAUUGAUUUAUAUCAAUAUUUCGAUGGUAGAGAAGUUUAUAAAAUUUUUUAUAAUCUUAAUUCUCGUUUUAAUUCUCUUCUUCAAUCUUUAUCACAUCUUUCUCUUUAUUUUCAAUCACCAUUUGAUAAUAUAAUUGAUUAUAAUAUGAUAUUAUCAUCUCAAAUUUAUACACUUAAUAUUUAUUCGAAACAAAAUAUAAAAUUUAAUCAAUUUUUAAAUAUUCAUCGUCUUAUUAUAUGGUUUCCAACUGAUGAACAAAUCUUUCAAAUAAAUUCGAAAUCUUUUCCAUAUCUUGAAUAUCUUUCUAUAUCAUAUACAAUUGCAAAACCUUCAAUUUGUUCAUUAUAUCAAAUAAUAUUUUCUAAUGGUUUACCAUUAUUAAAAUCUUGUUUUUUAUCUGGACAUGAAUCACCAAUAGAUACAAUUGAAUGGACUCAAUCACCAAAUAUUCAAUAUUUACAUAUAACAUCUAUUUCUUCAUCUAUUCUAAAUACUUGUCCGAAUUUAUAUUAUUUAAAUUUAGUAUUACCAACAUUACAUAAUAUAUCGAAAAAUUUAAAUAUUCAUUUGAAUAUUAAACGUAUGAAAUUAAUUCUUACAAGUAUUGUUUGGUUUGAAGAUGAAAAAAAUUUUGAAAUACUUUUAUCAUCAAUGCCAAAUAUUGAACGAUUAUCUUUACAUAAAUUAUUUUCUAUCAUAAAUUCAAUAGAUAUAAUUCUAAAUUAUGAUUGGUUAUCAACAAUAAUAUUUCGUUGUUUACCAUUAUUAAAACAAUUUACUUAUCAUAUUUAUAUUUUUAAUUUACUCAACAUAGAUCAAACAGAUAUUGAUCAAAAUCUUCUGGAAAUAAAGAAAAAUUUUUCAACUAUUUAUAAAAAUCAAUCCGAAUAUUUUCUUAAAAUAAAACAAUAUAAUACAUAA
Molecule: messenger RNA, 975 nt
Organism: Rotaria sp. Silwood2
Lineage: Eukaryota; Metazoa; Rotifera; Eurotatoria; Philodinida; Philodinidae
Source: the annotation of a GenBank genome assembly